AUGGCCGAUCCGCUGUCAAUGGUUGCUAGCGUCAUAGGCGUCGCUGGGCUUGCUUUAUCUACAUCAAGAGCCCUUAUUUCGCUAAUUCAAGAGAUGACCGAUGCGCCUCAGGAGAUACUUCAUAUUCGUCGCGACGUGCAGAAUCUUUCCGUGGUGCUUGGAUCUCUCCAGGAUAUUUGCGCUAAAUACGAUUUAAAAUCAGAGGAUCUUGCACUGGAAAAUAGUUUAACGGAGUGUAUUAACCUAUGCCAAGACACCAAUCGCAGAUUCCUCGAGGGAAAAGGCCAGGAUGAGAUCAAGAACGAUGUCAACAAGGUUUACGAGAAGCUUUCUAUUCAGCUUCGGAAUCGAGAUAGCGGAAAGAGAGUCCGAAAGAGGAUGGAAGAUGAUGUCGCGAGCGUUUCGGCCUUCGAAGGGCGGCGUCAAUCCAUAUCUCAAUCAACAGACGCCGCCUUUGCUUUGAACAGGUACUUCGAUCAAUUGCCAGAGCCCCCGAACCCCCUGUCUCCGCUAGAUUAUCAAUCCAAUUCGCAGGCAUCUAGUGAAGUACUCCUAAGUCCGUUCUUAGUAGAGCCAAUCACUUUGCUUGAAGCAGUUAGAACUAGGAAUAGCGAUGGAGUUGUCCGUCUUAUUUCGAGCGGUUAUUCGACGGCUGAGAGAACGCAAGAUGGCCAAACAGUGCUUCAUUUCUGCGCCAUAUAUAAUGAUGCGGAGAUUGCCCAACUCCUGCUCGACCAUGGUGCUGAUAUCAACGCGCGUGACAAUCAGUUACGUUCUCCUUUAAACGUUGCUCUCUCAUCCGAAGCAUUAACCGUUGCAAACGUCUUGGUGCAAAGGGGAUGCUCUCUUACGGGGUCCACUGACAUGGUUUUCCCCUUGACCCAAAGGAUAGAAGAGAUACCCGGCAUUAGACCACUACUUAAAACCCUGGCGCCAAAAUUCAACAAGUCAGCCUCUGGACCAUACCUUGUCCAUCGAGCUCUCGAAACCAACGAUCUCCAGAGUCUUGAGAUUCUUCUUUCUGCAGGGUUCGACCCAAAUACCAGAGACCAAUAUGGCCUUCCUCCAUUAUAUCAGGCGAUGAUGCAACAGCAAAAAGAAGCUGUUCGGUUAUUGUUAGCCCAUGGUGCUAAUAAGGACGAUUAUCUACCACCAGAGACGGAGGAUAGGCUUGAUGAAAAUAUUCGCUCUCACCAGAAGAUGGCAGCCUUCUUCAACAAUGGAUAUAUCCCAUUAGAAAUUGCUGCGAGGGUACUAAGAGACGUUGAGAUGACCCGCAUUCUACUAGAAAGCGGUGCCAAUAUUAAUUAUGUCUACCCAGGCGAUGGCGGUGUAGUAUUAAGUGGCCUGGGCGACGAGGAGUAUUUCGAAUGUGCUAAGGUUUUAAUAGACAGUGGCGCCGACAUGCAUAUCAAAGGUAACAACGGAAGAGACCCCUUUCUCUGGGCGAAUGCGUGUUCAAAUACGAAACUGGCAGAAUAUAUGCUCUCAAAAGGAGCUGAUGUCAACCAUUUCUACUACGACGAUUACCCAACUGCUCUGUUUCUAUGCGCGGAUUGGGACUCCAGAGAAAGUGCUGAGGUCCUACUAAAACAUGGUGUUGAUUUGACUAUAAGGAAUAAGUCAGGAGAGACCGCAUUGGAUAUUGCUCGGUCCGCGCAACAUUCUGAAAUGGUGGCGAUACUAGAGCGUGCUAAUACAUUAAAGCUUGAUAGUGCAAGGCAAUGA
Messenger RNA from Daldinia childiae, 1728 nucleotides. Its product is annotated as Ankyrin-2. The coding region runs from base 1 to 1728 and encodes 575 amino acids. The transcript has 4 exons. Gene Ontology annotation, molecular function: protein binding. The record is from RefSeq and is a predicted model, not a curated record. NCBI's taxonomy places the organism in Eukaryota, Fungi, Ascomycota, Sordariomycetes, Xylariales, Hypoxylaceae.